AUGGCCCGAGACCGCACCCGAGGGCCCACCCGGAUUUGCCCGGAGCUUUGCUCGGAGCUGCACGGUAAGAUCGACACGGUGGACGAGGAGAGAUACGACAUCGAGGCCAAAGUCACGCUCAACACCAGAGAGAUCAAGGACCUGAACAUCAGAGUGAUGGACCUGAGGGGGAAGUUCAAGCGGCCGACCCUGCGGAGGGUGCGGGUGUCUGCGGACGCCAUCCUGCGCUCCCUGCUGGGCUCCAAACACAAGGUCUCCAUGGACCUGCGCGCCAACCUCAAGUCCGUCAAGAAGGAGGACACAGAAAAGGAAAAGACAGAGGUGAGCGACUGGAGGAAGAACGUGGAGGCCAUGUCAGGAAUGGAGGGCCGCAAAAAGAUGUUCGAUGCUGCCAAAGGAGCUGCACAGUAAACAGGCAUGUUGGAUUGCAAAAUCAAAAGGCACCAGGAGGGGAGGAAACAAGGACAUCUUCAGUAUUACUCUCACACAUGCACACACUCAUUAAUCCAUGAUUUAACACUACCGUCUGUGAUCACUGAUCACACUACGUAUUCAGCAGACAACUGUCCCAUGAACUUCAGCGGCCAAUAAAACGACUAUAGUAACUUCCAGAUGUUAACAGAAAUUUAAUUUAACUGUAAUUUUACUUGUUGGACUGGGACCCAGUUGGACGUAUCUGUGAUACCUAAAAAUAAGAAGCGUCUUGUGACAUUACACAAAACACUGAAUAAAAGCAUAUUCAAAUACA
Molecule: messenger RNA, 748 nt
Organism: Engraulis encrasicolus (European anchovy)
Lineage: Eukaryota; Metazoa; Chordata; Actinopteri; Clupeiformes; Engraulidae
Product: troponin I, slow skeletal muscle-like
Exons: 5
Coding region: 1-411 (136 amino acids)
Biological process (GO): cardiac muscle contraction; skeletal muscle contraction
Cellular component (GO): troponin complex
Source: RefSeq, a predicted model, not a curated record